Molecule: messenger RNA, 2463 nt
Organism: Fonsecaea pedrosoi CBS 271.37
Lineage: Eukaryota; Fungi; Ascomycota; Eurotiomycetes; Chaetothyriales; Herpotrichiellaceae
Exons: 3
Coding region: 1-2463 (820 amino acids)
Source: RefSeq, a predicted model, not a curated record
AUGGAAGUCGCUUUGACUGCAGCCAACGGAAGCAUGGAAGAUCUGGCGACGAGACAGAAAAAUCGAAGAUUAUGCCAGUGCCCGUCGCGCAGGCGUGGGGAAGACCAAUUUGACGAAGGCCUAAAUCCGCUUUUUGAUGAUCGAGCCGAGGAGGAGAUCCAAUACGAGAACGAAAUCAGGGCCAAAAUCACCAAAGGCAAAAAGCCUGACCGUGUACUAGGCAUUAGACUCACCAAGAGACUGGACAGGAUCCUACACGAAACGGAAGGCCCAGAGGGUAACUUGAUCGUGGACUCGAUCAGGACGAGCCCAUUCAAACCCAGCAUCCGGCCUCUUCUAUUUCCGUUCCUUCUCAUAGAAGCAAAGUCGGAAAAGAGUCCAGACGCCUUUUCCAAGAUUGAUGCCCAGUCGGGCUUUGCACUUCGCAACCUGCUUCAGCUCCAACGUAAUCUUGUGCGCGCCACAGCCGAAAAUCGACACUCCAGCGUGAAGCCCCUUGUUUGGUACUUGGCAUACAGAGGUGAGCAAUGGCGCGUCUCAGGCGCCUAUGUGGAAGAAACCAAAGAUGAGUCUCGACCAAAUUACCGCAUCCUACAACUGUGGCGGGGAGAUAUUACGGAAGAAAAUGAGGCACUUCGCCUCCUUCUGAUCUUGGACUAUGUGUUCGAUUGGGCGCGCGAUAUAUAUCGUCGAGACAUCAUCAGUGGCCUAUUGUCUUUGGCUCCAAAUGCAUCCGAAAGUCUCAUUGCAGACACUGAUGUUGGCAGCACUUACGACAGGUUUGAUUACUUUCGCGAUGUCGACCACGAUGAGCCUGCCAUAGGAAAUGAUGUCGGACAGACGGAGCCUUUUGGGGUUCCUCACUUGCUGAAAUUCUUCGACCAUAAACGUCUCGCGAUUCGUGAUGCUAGGUAUAUGGCACAUAAAGUCUGGGCUCUCCAUGUAACCUUGGAAAACCUGGACGAGUUUUUGCAAAAAAUUAAGAGCGCGGGACUAGCUAGGGCCAUUGCUAGGCAACUGUGGAGAUGCAUACGCGGUAGCGGGACAUGGUCCGUUACUGCAGACUGUCUCAACGCUGUCGAAAAGCUAUGGACAGGCCAGGACCGAGAAUCACACACUUUCCAGAACCCAGAACAACUCUUUCUGGCAUCGUUCGCGGUGGAUUCUUACCUGAAAAGUAGGGAUCGUCGUGGGAUGAUCCCGCUUGACGUGUGGGACCAGGUUCACGCCCUGACAUAUGUUGCGAUAGCUCAUGAUGCGGUGGAAGCUCUGAGAAAGAGGACCGAAUAUAAAGAUCACAUUCUGCGGCUGAAUUUCGAUGCUUCACGUGUGGAAGCUACCGACAUGGUUUUGGAUCUGUUUCGAAGUGUCCGAUUCGCAUCGGUGAGGCAGUGUUUCGCGGCGGCUGUUGCCAGAUCUCGACUGUCCUCGCACUUUGGAUCGCGCACCGAAACAAUCAGGGUCCCAGGGUUUUCGAAAGAGAAAAGGUGGACCUCUUACCCUGCUCUGAUCCCGGUGACAUUUGAAUCAUCAUGGAUUGUCAGCCCGGCAGGACCCACUGCAGAAAUGUACAAGCUUCUGAAGAUUGGCAGGACCGAGCCGUCUGAGAGUUUUUUCCGCGUUUCGCAGCAGUUCAGUAAGCAUGACAUCGAAGCAACCUGCCCUACGCCAAUGACUUGGGCCCGGAGUACACUGAAAUUGCUCCCGGAAACCGACGCAUUACUAGUGAAGGGACUCGAUUCUGAAAAUGUGGAUGGUGAGAGGCGUCUGCGGACCUGGUACUGUCUUUUCGUCAUUGAUACGCCUCCCACGAAUGAUCACGAAGGGACGAACCCGUCCGAGACAGCGAGAGUCUUUCGGGGUACGCUACGGACCUUUUUCAAUGUGCGGUUAGGCAGGUACAAUUUCAAGGAUACAAAGUGUGAAGGGGCACAGAAGCUGGAAAAAGCCCUCAAGAUCUUGGAACAUGUCGCGAUGCAAUAUUCAUUAAUCCAGUCCAUGGAUGCAGACGGCGGUGCCGAGACAGCCCCCGAGUGGAUUCGAGAGAAAUGCAAAGUCCUCGCAUACCCGAGCGUCAAGUGGCCGUAUAGCUUUUCCGAGACGAUAAACGGCAUCAAACAAGUCAGCAAGGACUACGGAUUUAGUCAGACGAUACAUGACCUGAUCGUGGCAUUUCAAACCAUGAUUUCGCCUCAGAAUUCAUAUCUUGGACCCAAGGACAAUCUGCGCAUGGACUGGACUCCCUUCCACGAGCGGAAGGACAAGGCGAAGCGUCGUAGAGUCCACUACACGCCGGACAGCGACCAUUCCAGAGCCGAGUAUUCGGCCGAUAUACGUGGCGCCAUAAUCGUCGAGGAUACUAGUGAUGAGACGGAGAGCAGCGUUGGUUCUUGGUCAAAUGACAUCAGUAGCGGAGACAGCAUUGGGGGACCUUCAAACGGCAAGCGACGACGACUAGAAUGA